UUCUGCCUCCUACCAACAUCGGUCCACCUUCCUCUUGGUCAAAAGCAGCGGCUGAAAAAGAAAACGUGUUCUGUAUCUUUUUCUGACACCGUUCAGCUGUAAAUCUGUGUUUGGAAACUUGUUUCAGCUGAAUUCAGUUGAUAAGAAGUAUUGGAAGUAGAUCACCAAAGGAAUGUUUAAGCUUGGGCUCACUGUUCUGAUUUGAUUUGGACUUUGUUCCCCUGGACUGGAGGCUCCUGCAGAUCUCAGAAACAUCACAGCUUCUCCUGGAAAGGAUGCCACCAUGACAUGUCCAGAUGUUGAUAGGAAGAGCUUCAUAACUGUGGAGUGGAGAAGAGCUGAAGAUGAUGAACAUGUGAUUGUGUUUAGAAAUGGAAAAAUUACUCCUGUAGACCAGCAUCCAUCUUAUAAAGACCGUGUGGAUCUGCAGAUGAAGGAUGGAAACGUUUCUUUGGUUCUGAAGAACGUGACGAUUAAUGACAGCGGAACAUAUGAGUGCAGAGUUCUGACACAAGAAAACGGGGAGAUGAAACACAUCUGCAGCAUCUACCUGGAUGUUCCUCCUCAAGGGAACCUGGAUGGAAGUAAAGGCGAUGGAGGGAACAACAAUGGAUCUGGUCAAUUUAUCCUUGGUGGGGCCCUAAAAGUGGCUGCUGCUGCUGCUACUUUUUCCUUUCUCAUUCUUGCUGCUGUUAUUAGGAUAGAGAGAAACACCGAUUUAAGCCAGAACUCCCCAACACCUCCUGAUGAACCAUCUCAGCACGUUUGAAUGGAUCUAAUGUCUGAACAACAGAACUCUGAUGGUCCUGAAGAUGUUUCUGAAGACUAGAGACACAGAAAACACAGCUGGACAUAAAACUAAUAAAUCUGAGCAUUUAACUCCUUUUAUCAAGCUUACUGUAUCAGUUUGUUCAGAACCAAUAUGAGCCCUAUAUGACCCAAUGAUUUCUACAUUCAUUUAGUGAUAAAGUUAUUUAUCUUUGAUUAGAAAAGUUGCUAAAUAAUCCCACCAAAUAUCAAUGUUAUGUAUUAAUCUUUAUUUUAAAGUUCUGUGAGACAAAUGUCCCUCAUGAUCAAUAGAUCUUGUCCUUAUUUUUAUAUAUUUACCCACCAGGUCACAGAGGAAGGACAGGAUGUGAUUUUUAAAAAGUGACAUUUUCCACCCAGUUUGUCUUUUUUUACUUAUUUUAGAUCAAACCAACUCUUCUUUA
Girardinichthys multiradiatus is the source of this 1211-nucleotide messenger RNA. RefSeq names its product V-set and immunoglobulin domain-containing protein 1-like. The record is from RefSeq and is a predicted model, not a curated record. The transcript is spliced from 3 exons. NCBI's taxonomy places the organism in Eukaryota, Metazoa, Chordata, Actinopteri, Cyprinodontiformes, Goodeidae. The coding region runs from base 284 to 769 and encodes 161 amino acids.